Lentinula edodes (shiitake mushroom) is the source of this 1422-nucleotide messenger RNA. Its product is annotated as AGC/PKA protein kinase. Bases 1 to 1275 code for a protein of 424 amino acids. Gene Ontology annotation, cellular component: cAMP-dependent protein kinase complex; nucleus. Gene Ontology annotation, biological process: peptidyl-serine phosphorylation. NCBI's taxonomy places the organism in Eukaryota, Fungi, Basidiomycota, Agaricomycetes, Agaricales, Omphalotaceae. The record is from RefSeq and is a predicted model, not a curated record. The transcript has 5 exons. Gene Ontology annotation, molecular function: ATP binding; cAMP-dependent protein kinase activity.
AUGUUCAAACGAAUGACGGACAAACUUGGUUCUCACUUUCACGGUUACAGUAAAGAACAAUAUAGUUCAUCUCCCAUUCAAUCCCCGAUCUCCAGCAUCCCAUCUACCGCCGUUUCCUCUGCGUCUUCACUUCUACCUCAAUAUGACCACAGAGGGUCUAUUUCUACUGAGAGAACAUCUCUUAGCGCAAGUGAUUGGAGCAAACGAGGAGAUAGCCUAGACUACAUUGAGGAGGAGAAAUCGUUAAAUGCUCGGCCUAGGAAGCAUAAAGGCACAUACCGCUUAGAGGAUUUUAUAAUUCAACGCACACUCGGCACUGGAAGCUUUGGCCGCGUUCACCUAGUUCGGAGUAAACACAAUCUUCGCUUUUAUGCGAUCAAAGUCCUCAAAAAGGAAAAGGUUGUGAGGAUGAAGCAGAUCGAACACACCAACAACGAACAGUACAUUCUCGCCGAUAUCUCACAUCCUUUCAUCAUCAAUCUAUGGGGCACGUUUCAAGAUGCGACCAACCUCUACAUGGUGAUGGACUUUGUACCAGGUGGUGAACUCUUCACUCUUUUGCGCAGGUCGAAUAGAUUCCCCGAGCCUGUCGCAAAAUUCUACGCGGCCGAAGUCGCAUUGGCUUUACAUCACCUACACACGCUCCACAUCGUAUAUCGUGAUUUAAAGCCAGAAAACAUUCUCCUCAACUCCGAUGGGCACAUCAAGGUGGCCGAUUUUGGUUUUGCCAAAGCUUGUUCAUCUGUAACUUGGACGCUUUGUGGGACACCCGAUUACCUAGCUCCCGAGAUCAUCAGUCAGCAGCGUUAUAACAAGAGUGUAGAUUGGUACGCCCUCGGCGUACUCAUCUUUGAGAUGCUUACUGGGCUACCGCCAUAUCACCAAGCUCAAGGAAAUCCAGCCAUACUUUACGAAAAGAUUACUGCUGGUCCUGCUCAUAUUCGAUGGCCCAGUGCAAACAACGAGGAAUUUCCCCUCUUGGCCAAAGAUUUAAUUGUAAAGCUCAUGGACUGCGACCCUUCUAAGCGAUAUGGGAACAUGCAACACGGCGCCGGCGACGUUUUUGCACACCCAUGGUUCAGAGAGGUGGAUUGGCAAAAACUCUGCUCGAGAGAUAUCAUCGCGCCAUACCUCCCGAAAAUUUCUGGUGACGGCGACGCUAGCGCCUUUGACAAUUAUGAUGAGGAUUUCGAAGCGACUGCUAGCUAUGGUCUACCCGCUAAUGACCCGUAUGGACAUUGUUUUCCGGACUUCGAAUAUUCCUACACCUCGUAGGAGUUGUGCAUGUAUCCCCAAAAUUACCCUGGAUGGACGGAUCCUCUUGUUUGUAUUUUAUUACAAGCCUCCAUUUCUGAAUGUUCAUAACGAGCAGUGCCUCCUAUUAUCUAUACUUUUGAUUUUUGAUUCCAUUCACCCAAAGAU